Fulvia fulva is the source of this 1389-nucleotide messenger RNA. Its product is annotated as Ribose-phosphate pyrophosphokinase 5. Gene Ontology annotation, molecular function: ribose phosphate diphosphokinase activity; magnesium ion binding. The transcript is spliced from 3 exons. Gene Ontology annotation, cellular component: cytoplasm; ribose phosphate diphosphokinase complex. NCBI's taxonomy places the organism in Eukaryota, Fungi, Ascomycota, Dothideomycetes, Mycosphaerellales, Mycosphaerellaceae. Gene Ontology annotation, biological process: 5-phosphoribose 1-diphosphate biosynthetic process; purine nucleotide biosynthetic process. The coding region runs from base 1 to 1389 and encodes 462 amino acids. The record is from RefSeq and is a predicted model, not a curated record.
AUGGUGCGCAACAUCCUCCUCUUCGCCGGUUCGUCCCACCCACAACUCGUCGAGUCCAUCUGCGCCCACCUCGCCAUUCCUCCAGCAAAGAUCACAUUGGGCAAGUUUAUGGUUGGCGAGACCCGAGUCGAGGUCGGCGAGAGCGUCAGAGGCAAGGAUGUUUUCAUUGUACAGACUGCCUGCUCCACCAAGAAUGGUGGCAGUGGUGGCAUGUCACUCAACGACGGACUGAUGGAGCUUCUCAUCACGAUAAGCGCGUGCAAGACGGCGAGUGCCAGGAGAGUCAUCGCAGUGCUUCCUCUCUUCCCAUACUCGCGACAAAGUGAUCUUCCAUACAACAAGGUCGGCGCACCUCUCGCGCGCAUGCCCACCAAGACCGGGGAUGACGACAAGUACACGUUCGACUCGAGGCCCGGCACGCCUGGCCCAGGAAAUCAGAGGAAAGACGAGCAUUUGGAGAAGAGCCUUAAGCACAUGACCAACGGCGUGGGAGAGCUGCACAUUCCACCAAGGCGAAAGGAUACUAUUGAGAGUGUCCGAUCAGAAGAUUCGAGCUCAGGCUCAGUGAACGGCUACAAGCACGCUUCGCCAACCUCGGCUCCAAAUUCUGCUGCCAACGGUACAAGCACAACUUUCUCGACAGGCAGCGCGCCGCCCGAUUUCAAGCCCCAGCGUGGAUACAAGCAAUGGGUAGCACAGGCAGGCACUUUGGUAGCGGAUCUCCUGACCAGCGCAGGCGCUGAUCAUGUCAUUACCAUGGACCUCCAUGACCCUCAAUACCAGGGCUUCUUCGACAUUCCGGUGGACAACCUCUACGGUCGUAAUUUGUUGAAGCGGUACAUCACCCAUGAUAUCCUUCCCCACGAGGGUGGUGCCGACGAGUGUGUCAUUGUGAGUCCUGAUGCGGGAGGUGCGAAGCGAGCCACGAGCAUUGCGGACGCGCUGGGUAUGGAAUUCGCGUUGAUCCACAAGGAGCGUCGGAACCCCAACAGCAGUGGCCAUACUCCAGCCAAUGCCUUACUGCUCGUGGGCGAUGUCAAGGGCAGGACUUGCAUCCUUGUCGAUGAUUUGGCUGACACCUCGAACACGAUCACCAGAGCGGCGAAAUUACUCAAGAGAGAAGGUGCGAAGAGGGUUUAUGCCCUGGUCACACAUGGUGUGCUCAGUGGCGAUGCUGUUGACCGGAUAUUCUGGUCUGGCUUGGACAAAGUCGUCGUAACGAACAGCGUACCCCAACAGCACCACCUCGAGAAGAUGGACCAACUCGCAGCCAAGCAUAGCAAGCCCCCUGGCAAACUCGAAGUGCUCGAAGUCGGCGGUGUCUUCGCCGAAGCCAUCCGCCGUGUGCACCACGGAGAGAGCAUCAGCGUUCUAUUCCAGUACGACUAG